This is a messenger RNA of Entelurus aequoreus (snake pipefish), 6167 nucleotides long. Its product is annotated as hormone-sensitive lipase-like. The transcript has 30 exons. The record is from RefSeq and is a predicted model, not a curated record. NCBI's taxonomy places the organism in Eukaryota, Metazoa, Chordata, Actinopteri, Syngnathiformes, Syngnathidae. Gene Ontology annotation, biological process: triglyceride catabolic process; response to pheromone; G protein-coupled receptor signaling pathway. Gene Ontology annotation, molecular function: sterol ester esterase activity; triacylglycerol lipase activity. Gene Ontology annotation, cellular component: cytosol. Bases 26 to 4051 code for a protein of 1341 amino acids.
GUGGUAAACACAGGAGCGGGCGAACAUGGCGUCAAGCAAGAAGGGCGGCAGAUUUGACAAAGGCGUGAACGGGAGACGCGCGUCCAAGCAAAAAGAAGCUCCAGUGGCCGCCGACACUGACAGGACUCACCUGAGCAGAGAGGAUACAGACAAGGAAAGAAGCUUGAAUCCGGAUGCUGUGAUGGACACCAGAGCGGUUUUUGUGGCCCUCUACAAUGUCUGCGAGGAGAAUGCCUCCUUCUUCUCGGGAGGGGCCAAAGGGCCGCAGAGCGACGCUGCCCAGCGUCUGGUGGACACCAUGAAGCUGAUCGAGGAACACGCUCGCAGUCUGGAGCCUGUCAUCUCUGGCUUCGCCGCUGUCUACCACCAUUUUGACUUUGACCCGCACAUCCCAGCCAACGGGUAUCGCUCACUAGUCAAGGUGGUGCGUUGCUGCCUUCUUCACAUCAUCCACAAGGGGCGCUACAUCACAGCCAACCGCCGCAGCAUUUUCUUCCGCGUCGCCCACAACGCCGGAGAGAUGGAGGCCUACUGCAGCGCCCUGUGCCAGCUGCGGGCGUUGCUCUACCUGGCCCAGCGGCUGCUGCACGACAACAGCCACGGCGACCUCUUCUUCCAGGACGAGAGCGGCCUCAGCGAGAGCUUCGUGCGGGAGUACAGCUCCAUGCACAAGGGCUGCUUCUAUGGCCGCUGUCUGGGAUUUCAGUUCACUCCAUCCAUCCGACCUUCUCUGCAGACCAUAGCCAUCGGACUUGUAGCGUUUGGAGAAAACUACAGACGCCAUCAGUCGGGAAUAGGUGUCGCAGCCAGCUCCAUCUUCACAUCAGGCAAGUACGCCAUUGAUCCAGAGUUAAGAGGGGCCGAAUUUGAGCGCAUCACUCAGAACCUCGACGUCCAUUUCUGGAAGGCUUUCUGGAACGUUACUGAGAAUGAAGUGCUUUCGAGCCUCGCCAGUAUGACAUCUGUUACGGUCAAGGUGAACCGAGCGCUCUCUGUGCCUCCCGUGCCCCUCGACCUCCCGUUGGCAGCCAACCACGCAGCCUCUGUGACCAUCGCGCCGCCGUCGGCUCACAUCGGCAUCGCUCCUGUUCAGAUGAGACUCCUCUCGUAUGACUUACGGGAAGGACAGGACAGUAAGACGAUGUUGUCUCUAACCCGCUCCGAGGCAGGUUCCAUUUCUCUCUCACUGGGUAUGAAGACCAAGCAUCUGCCUUCAUCCCCCUGCCUGCUCAUCCACUUCCACGGUGGAGGCUUUGUGGCUCAGACAUCCAAAUCCCAUGAGCCCUAUCUCAAGAGCUGGUCCCAGGACCUCGGCGUCCCCAUUCUGUCAGUGGACUACUCCCUGGCACCCGAGGCCCCCUUUCCACGGGCCCUAGAGGAGUGCUUCUACGCAUACUGUUGGGCUCUGAAGAACCACCACCUACUUGGCUGGACCGGAGAGAAGGUUUGUCUGGCGGGCGACAGUGCCGGAGGCAACCUGUGCGUGACGACGUCGAUGCGUGCUGCGGCCUACGGCGUCCGAAUGCCAGAUGGCAUCGUGGCUGCCUACCCGGCCACCCUGCUGACCGCCUACGCCUCGCCCUCCCGUCUGCUCACCCUCAUGGAUCCCUUGCUGCCGCUGAGUGUUCUCUCCAGGUGUCUCAGCGCCUACUCAGGUAAUGAGCCGCAGACGGAGAAGCAGGUGGAGAAGGAGAGCACACUCAGCAUGGUGAGGAGGGACACGGCGCUGCUGCUGCGAGACUUUCGACAGGGAGCGUCCAACUGGAUCCACUCUUUACUGGACUCCAACAGGGCCGCCAUCCCCUCCAGCACGGAUGUAGAGUCAGGGGAAACCACUGACGUGGUGAGGAAGAGCGUGUCAGAGACGUCCAUCUGCUCUCCUCACGUGGACCCCCCAGCGUCCUCGGAGCCCACAAACCUCCACACUGGCAAAUUAUCUGGGAAGAGCCAGACAUGCCAGGACCUGGGAACCCAUAAUUCCACCUCCCACUGUGCACCACUCCUGUCUGAACGCAAUCCCGAACACGUCAGUUUCUCCAUCUCCAGUGAACCUGAUACCCCUUUUCUUGGCCAUCUGUCGUCCGUGGCCAUACCGCCCUCUGGAGGCGAGGAUGGAUCAGAGUUCCCGCUGGGCUUUGAGCCCCUGCGCUCGGAGCAGCUGUCUGAGAUGAAGUUGCUCAGUUCGCCGGUGGUCAAGGACCCCUUCUGCUCCCCUCUGCUGGCCCCCGAUAGCAUGCUGAAAACUCUCCCGCCUGUUCACCUCGUGAAGGGGGGUGCGCUACGUGAACGCGCCUCUCUCCUUGGCGCGCGCCCGCCCCGGACACCAGCGCGAAGGCAGCCCGGGGCUCAGACGAGCCUUGGCCGGGGAGCGAGGAAGAUGGAGGCGCGGGCCGUCGCUGGGAGACUCCUGUGGCUGCUGGCGAUGUGCGCCGUCCUCUGCGUGGACACCGUCCUGGGGAAAUACGUCAAAGGCGUCGUGGACACCAAAGAGGAAUGGGUUUUCCUCACUCGCUUCUGCUUCCUCACUGACUUUGGACGCCUGGACUUCCGGUUCCGUUAUUCUAAGUCUCGCUGCUGUCAGAACAUAUUACUCUACUUUGAUGACGCCUCUCAGUGGCCAGCUGUGUACAAGAGGCCUGAAAAGAACUGCUACCAGAAAGAGGCGGUGCUGAGGCCCGAGAACAACCAGGUCAUCAACCUCACCACCCGAUACACCUGGUCGGGAUGUGUGGUGGAGGGAGACGGCGACGAGGAGGUCCUGAGCUGCGUGGGCGGCCGCAGUUUUCGCUCGGUGAGAGAGAGGUGGUGGUACAUCGCUCUCAGCAAGUGCGGGGGCGAUGGCCUGCAGCUGGAGUAUGAGAUGAAACUGACAAACGGCCAGUCUUUCUGGACGCAGCACUUCUCAGCAGACGAGUUCGGAAUCUUGGAGACAGACAUCACCUUCUUGGUCAUCUUCUCCAUGGUGUUCCUGCUCUCCUGCUACUUUGCCUACAAUUUGAAGGGGAGACAGCUUCUUCACACAACCUACAAAAUGUUUAUGACGGCCGCAGGUGUGGAGGUGCUCAGCUUGUUGUUCCACUGUAUCUACUGGGGCCUCUACGCUCGCGAUGGAGUCGGCAACGGCAGCCUGAAAAUACUCGGGAAAUUACUCUUCUCCAUCAGUUUCCUGGUGUUCCUUCUUAUGCUCAUACUGUUGGGCAAAGGCUUCACUGUCACAAGGGCAAGGAUCAGUCACAGUGGCUCGGUGAAGCUGAGCAUCUACAUGACCGUUUACACCAUCACCUACGUCAUCCUCUUUAUCUACGAAGCAGAGUUCUUCGAUCCAGGCGAGGUUCUGUACGCCUACGACAGCCCGGCCGGCUACGGGCUGAUGGGCCUGCAGUUGCUGGCCUACGUGUGGUUCUGCUACGCCGUGCUGGUCUCUCUUAAGCACUACCCUGAAAAGCAGCCCUUCUACGUGCCCUUUUUCACCACAUACACGCUAUGGUUCUUUGCUGUGCCAGUGAUGGCGCUCAUCGCUAACUUUGGCAUCCCUCGAUGGGCUCGGGAAAAGAUCGUCAAUGGCAUCCAGCUCGGCAUCCACCUCUACGCUCACAUCGUCUUCCUGGUCAUAACGCGGCCGUCGGCAGCCAACAAGAACUUUCCUUACCACGUGCGGACAUCACAGAUAGGCAUCCUCCUGUCCAGCCCGAAAGGAGGCGAGGGGGCCGAGAGCUUCCCUCACCACGCCUACGGAAAUGGUUCCUUCCUGGGAGACUCCCAGCCCAACUUCACCGAGCUCUUUUCCAUCCAAUCAGAUCCCGUCAAGACGGUGGAGGAGACGGUCGCCAAGAAGGUCCCAGAGGUGCCGAGGAACAGCGAGCAGAAGAUCAUCACCACCGCCGCCGCCGCUGACCUGACGGCCAUUUUGCCGCUGCCGCCGCCACCACCGCCGCCAACCGUCCCACCUCGCCUGGCCGCACGCUCGCCCCCUCUCCCCGUCCGCCUUCCGUCCUUCACCGAGUACUUCAGCAUGCAGGGAGGAGGAGGUGCGUUUGGAUCCAAGGCGUGAGACGACAUGAAGGUCAAGAUGGCCAUAUGGCGACGUAAUAAUCCCUUUUCCCUCCAACACCAACACUACUAAUCAUGGCAGACUAAAUGAGAGCCAUCACUGUGUACUUUGGGACAAAAUGAGGAUCCAAAACGUUUAUUUUUGAGGCCGAACAUAAAGAGGACGACUUACAAGUUUUACAAGUGCUAAACAGAUCCAAGUUUAGUGAAACACGGAGGAUCACGAAGCAGUAUUGCUAAGUGCUGAACAAGAUGUAUCGUACACACUAUGAACAUAAUAAAACAUCACUUACUGUACAACGUCUGCUGUCACUGCGAUUCCGACUCCUGGGAUGUUUAUAUAUUCCUGUUUAUGUGAAGAAUGACUCAUAGUCCUCGCGGAGAAAAAAAGGGGUGAAACAAGUGGUUUUUUUGCCAUUUUGUCUAAAUUGGCUGUCAAAGUUGACCGACUUGUUGGAUUAUGUCCUUAUCCUUUUACUAUACAGGUGAGAGGUAUGUUUAUAAUGUAUAAUAAACUUUCAUGUGCUUUGACUCUUAACGUUAGCCCUUAUAGUAACAAUAUAUAUAUAUAAUCACCAAAUGAUUCCCGGGCGUGGCCACCGCUGCUGCUCACUGCUCCCCUCAAAUUCAGAGGAUAAUUUCCCCACACCCAGUGUGUGUGUGACAAUCUUUGGGACUUUAACUUUUAACUUUAAUGUCGCUAAUACUUGGUUAAUAUUCAGGUCAAUAUAAAUGAAAUGAUGUUGGCGGUUUUUGGAUUAUUUACAGGACUUUAUGGGUAGACUCCAUUGUAAGAUGACUUUUAUUUACAAGUUAGAAUGCAUAAAAAAAAAUUUAAAAAGUGUUUUUGUCUCUCAUUAAGAUUGUGAAUUAUAGGCAAAAAAGAAAAAAAAAGUGCACUUCCCCUUCGAUGUGUCAGUCGCACGCAGGAUUCUCACAGGAAUGAGGCUAAAAUACAACCUUACCUAGUUUUAGAAUGUCUUUUAUAUGUCUUGGAGGACCCGGUCUCACAUUUAAAACCCAACUUAAGUAUUUGCAAACCCCCACAUGAAGCUGCAACAGCUGGUAAAAAAAAUAAUAAAAUGUUGUGUCCUGCAUGGAGCACUUUUAAUGUUCCCGUCUUGUCCAUUUGUGAUGAUGUCACCUCCAGGUGAAACAUGUAAAUACACUCCAAUGUGGUCGCUACCCCCGCCAGUUGUUAAUGACAGCAGCCACCUUUCAUUGUAAAAAAAAAAAAAAAUGGACAGAGAUUCCAAAUAAGCCACAGAGUGAGCAAAGCUGCGGUAACACAGCCUUGUGUGAUGAAGUGAUGGUCGUGUUAGAGCGCGUGCAGUCAUUACGUUAGGGGUGUCCAAAGUCGGUCCUUUUUCGUGGGUAUAUCGUAAAAAUGAGAUGGAUAUUACACUUAGUCAGAUAAUGAUAAUAAUAGAUUUGUAAAACGCACUUUACAUUGAGUAAACAACCUCAAAGUGCUACAGUGUAUUAAAAAUAUGAUAAAAAAUAAAUAAAAAUAAAAACUAGACCAGCCAAAUAGCUAAAACUAGUAUGCAUAUACAGUAUCUAAAAAAAGGCUUUUUUUUAAAUAAGGGUUUUUAAGCCUUUUUUUAAAAGCCUCCACAGUCUGUGGUGCCCUCAGGUGGUCAGGGAGAGCGUUCCACAGACUGGGAGCGCGGCGGAGCAGAAAGAUAUAACACAAAGCUGACACGUUGACCUCCACUGGAUUGUUUCAUGUACAAAAUGUAAGUUUUGGACACCCCGCUCCUUCAUGAUGGGACCCAAAGUGAUACUUGAAUGAAGGCUCGCCCCGAUGAUGAUGUACCUUUUGUCUAAUGUUGCCAUCAACGCAGCCUCCUCCCCUGCUGCCACUGUGUGCACGACCACACAUUCUUGUGUUUCUUACCUUCUUGAGACCUCCUCUUUAGGACCACCACAUUUGUAUUUACAACAUUAAUAAUAUAUACAUCCAUCCAUCCAUUUUCUACCGCUUGUCCCUUUCGGGGUCGCGGGGCGUGCUGGAGCCUAUCUCGGCUGCAUUCGGGCGGAAGGCGGGGUACACCCUGGACAAGUCGCCACCUCAUGGCAGGGCCAACACAGACAGACAACAUUCACACAUUAGG